GGACACAGCUCCAGCCCCGCGCCCACCACCCAGGCCCGCGGGCGACGUGGCUCCGCCAAGCCGGCCCCCCUCCGCCCCCCCCCCUCCGCAGCCCGGCGGCCAAUGAGCGCGUGAGCCGGGCAGCCUGAGGCUUCCUAGCGGGCGCCCGGGGCGCGCCCCUCCGCUUGGGCACGGGGCGGGCGCUGGCUGAGGGGCUGGUCCUCCCGUCCCCCGCGCCAGCCCCAGCCCCAGCCCGCCGGCGCUCCGAGCCCCUACUGCCGAGUCGCAGCCGCUCUGCUCUCCGGCUCGGUGUCUCCCGGCGCCUUCCUCUGCUCGCGACCAUGACGCGCGGCCGCUGCCCGGGACUCGCCGUGGCGCUGCUGCUGGCGCUGCUGCUGGCGCCGCGGGCGCUGCGGGCCAAGCCCACCGUGCGCAAGGAGCGCGUGGUGCGACCCGACUCCGAGCUGGGCGAGCGGCCGCCCGAGGACAACCAGAGCUUCCAGUACGACCACGAGGCCUUCCUGGGCAAGGAGGACUCCAAGACCUUCGACCAGCUCACCUCGGAGGAGAGCAAGGAGAGGCUGGGAAAGAUUGUUGAUCGAAUCGACAGUGAUGGGGAUGGCUUUGUCACCACUGAAGAGCUAAAAACCUGGAUCAAAAGGGUGCAGAAGAGAUACAUCUAUGAUAAUGUUGCUAAAGUCUGGAAGGAUUAUGAUAGGGACAAAGAUGAUCAGAUUUCCUGGGAAGAAUACAAACAAGCCACCUAUGGUUACUACCUAGGAAAUCCUGAAGAGUUUCAAGACACUUCAGAUCAUCACACCUUUAAAAAGAUGCUACCACGUGAUGAGAGAAGGUUCCAGGCGGCAGACCUCAAUGGGGACCAGACAGCCACCCGGGAGGAGUUCACUGCCUUUCUACACCCUGAGGAGUUUGAGCAUAUGAAGGAAAUUGUGGUUCUGGAGACCCUGGAGGACAUUGACAAGAAUGGGGAUGGGUUUGUGGAUCAAGAUGAGUAUAUUGCGGACAUGUUUUCCCAUGAAGAGAAUGGCCCUGAGCCAGAUUGGGUUUUGUCAGAACGGGAGCAGUUCAAUGAAUUCCGGGAUCUGAACAAGGAUGGGAAGUUGGACAAAGAUGAGAUUCGCCAUUGGAUCCUCCCCCAAGACUACGACAAUGCGCAAGCCGAAGCCAGGCACCUGGUGUAUGAGUCUGACACAAACAAGGAUGAAAAGCUAACUAAAGAGGAAAUAUUGGAGAACUGGAAUAUGUUUGUUGGAAGCCAAGCUACCAAUUAUGGGGAAGAUCUGACAAAAAACCAUGAUGAACUUUGAUGUCCAUUUACCAUAACAUGGCAGACUGCCAGAGGCUUCCUUUUUCAUCUUAGAUGGUUGCUACACUUGUUUCAUUUAUAGCACCGGUGUCCCCAAAAGUAAGCUUACAGCCUCAGGUUGGGGUUAAAAAUGCAUAUUAUUCAGUAAUUACUGGGAAAUAGUAAAUUCAGUAAGAAUUUUUCAGAACACUUUAAAGCUUAAUAAAUCAGGGUGAACCUAUGUUGCUUUGGAGGGAUUUCUUGCUAAAGAUAUGACAUAUUCAGUUAAGUUUAAACUAAACUGGCAUAAAAUUUGAAAAAAAAUUUUUUUUUUAGAAGUUGGUGGGGAAUAUGUCGAAUGUCUAUUAUGUCUAUUAUGUAUUUUACCUGCAAAUAUUUUACAUUUACCACUGAUGACUAGUUAGGGAAAAUUCUGAUUAAGUCAUGGUAGUCUCCUACGUAAGCUUAUUUCAGAAUAAUUCCAACAUUUCAGGCUUUUUCUCCUUAAUUUUGUAUUCUGGGCUGUUACUGUAAAAUGGCAUCUAAAAACUGCAUUUUUCUGUACAGACUUGCUAAUGUGCACAGCAAAUCCAUAUGCUUGUUUGGGUUUUUUGUUUUUACAUUGAGAAACAAUCAAGAAAAAUAAUGUGAAAGAAAAAAAAAGAAAUCUUAGAGAUAGAAAAAAGAUGUACGUUGGGCAUGGAGAACUAUUAGAAAAUGGUAAACACUUUAUAAUACUUGAGACUUUUUUUCUUGACAUGUCAAUGUGAUCUGAUUUGUGAAAAAGUGAAUUAGAAUUAAAAUUCAUUUCUUUAUGAUCAUGGAUAGGAAUAAGGGACUGCUGGAACCCAUCACAUCCUGUCCCAAGAAAUGCACACCCCUCAGAGGGAUCACUUAACCAUGGAAUUAGGGCAAAGUGAUGUUGUAGACAUUGGCUAAACUGGUUUAAACAACUUUCACAGACUGAAAUUUCAACUUUUAAGCAGAGUGUGAAUGCAAUAAAGGAUCCCUUCUGAGGA
Molecule: messenger RNA, 2304 nt
Organism: Erinaceus europaeus (western European hedgehog)
Lineage: Eukaryota; Metazoa; Chordata; Mammalia; Eulipotyphla; Erinaceidae
Gene: RCN1
Product: reticulocalbin 1
Exons: 6
Coding region: 321-1307 (328 amino acids)
Cellular component (GO): endoplasmic reticulum
Molecular function (GO): calcium ion binding
Source: RefSeq, a predicted model, not a curated record